Molecule: messenger RNA, 2958 nt
Organism: Fusarium graminearum PH-1
Lineage: Eukaryota; Fungi; Ascomycota; Sordariomycetes; Hypocreales; Nectriaceae
Exons: 7
Coding region: 1-2958 (985 amino acids)
Source: RefSeq, a predicted model, not a curated record
AUGGAUAUGACGAAUCCAAUGCAGGAUGAUAUCCUGUACGACUCUAUCCUCGAACUUGGCCAGGGCGAUUGUAUAGAUACGCCAUUCUCAACAGUAACUUCUGCAUUCUAUCACCAUGCAAAGAAGUAUCCAGACGCCACAGCUCUCCGCGAUAUCACAGAAUCCCCGAAGGAGUUGACAUACCGAGAACUCGCAAACCGAGCACAAAACUUGGCUUCGCAUCUCAUUGCUCAGGGUGUCUGCCCUGAUUCGAGGAUCCCUCUUGUUGCUAAAAGGGGAAUUGACAUGGUCAUCGGCAUAUUAGCGAUCCUUUCAUGUGGUGCCCAAUACGUUCCCCUAGACGGUGGUGUUGUCCCUGACGAGACUAUUCGUCGCGUGCUGGAGGAAUCAAAAGGUGGCGUGGUUCUUUGUUUGACUUCAACAAAGCACCGCGUGGAAUCCCACUUCGGCCAUACUGUGGUUGCUAUUGAUCAAGUAGCAACCCCCUCCCUUGAGGAGAACUCUCACAUAGAUCUUGCAUCACCAGAAACCGGCUGCUACGUGAUAUACACAUCCGGAACGACAGGCAAGCCCAAGGGAGUUGAUGUCACACAUAAGAAUGUCGCCAACCUAGUAUGCUUAUCCCCUGGAGAUCUGGGUGUGAAGGUUGGCACUUGCGUUGGCUCGGUCCUCAACAUCAGCUUUGACAUGGCGGCGUGGGAGAUCUUUGUUUGUAUCUGUAACGGAGGCACACUAGUCCUUAGAGGUUCCAGUUGGGAGUCAACCCUUCAACAGAUUGAUGUGCUCAUCUGCACACCCACGAUUCUUUCCAAAUACCAUCCAGCACAGUUUCCCAGAAUCAAGACUGUUGCCACAGCCGGAGAGCCCACAACAAGAAGACUUGCCGACCUGUGGGCAGAACAUGGUACAUAUUGGAACUGUUGCGGACCAACCGAAACGACCGUCGUCAACACCAUGCAUAAACACACUGUUGGAAAGGAACUGUCAAUCGGUCGACCGACUCCGAACAAUAGAGUAUAUGUCCUCGAUGGCGAAGGCAAGCCGACGCCCAUGGGUACCGUUGGAGUGAUGUGGGCUGGCGGGCUCGGAGUAUCUCGAGGCUAUAUUGGUCUCGAAGACAAGACAGCUGAGAGAUACAAGCCAGAUCCGUUUUCUAGAGAUGGGUCGUUAAUAUACAACACUGGAGAUCUCGGCCGCUGGCUACCUGAUGGUUCAAUUGAGAUUCUCGGCCGAGUUGAUGACCAAGUCAAAGUCAAGGGUUUUCGUGUGGAGCUAGAUGGCGUGACUGCAUCUCUGGUAUCGGCGCCCGGCGUGUCUCAGGCGGCUGCGCUGUUGAUCGAUGGAGAAAUCCAUGGAUUCAUCACCCCGCGUAACUGCGAUGUAACCACGACGAUUAAGCAUAUGCAUCAACACCAACCAUAUUAUGCUGUACCGACACACCUCCACGCCUUGGACGAGCUUCCCUCAACGCCGAACGGCAAGGUCGACAAGAAUAGACUCAAGGUACUGGCCUUGACUGAGCAGAGUACUACCACACAAGCAUGCGAGAAUGAGAAGAUCCAAGAAUCUCGUGUUGAGCUCAAGUUCCAACCUUCCAUGUCUACUUUGGCAACUCUUACGGACAAGUUGGACCUCGAAAGCGGCAUUCCUGAUAAGGCAAUGGCUCGACCGCUUAGAGGCCUAAGACGCAGGGUCUUCAUCGUCUACCGUACACUGUUCAGUUUGAUCGGAUUACUGAACUUGGCAGCGUUGAUCUGCGUGAUCGCUCUUCAUCUUGAUUCCGAAUGGUUGGGUAUCAUCACCGCUAUCAACCUCGCAGUUGCAGUGCUCGUACGACAAGAUACGGUGAUCAACAUCCUGUACACUAUCUUUUGCUCAAUGCCAAAGAGUUUCCCACUCUGGGCCAGGGUUCGCUGCGCCAAGAUUUAUCACCUAGGUGGUCUGCACUCCGGGGCGGGUGUUUGUGCCACUGCAUGGCUAGUCAUCUCAACAGUCCGUGGGACAAUCUGCAAUGCAGGCUUCUGCAAAGGUCAUGCGACAGUUUCCUUGGCGACACUUGUCGUAUCGUGGAUUCUAUGCGGGCUCCUGUGCUCUAUGGUAGCCACUGCAUGGCCUUCGUUCCGUAAGCAGUACCACAACUUCUUUGAGCGUUUCCACCGUUUUGCAGGCUGGACAUCGCUGGGUCUGUUUUGGGCCCGCACAAUUCUAGCAAUCAAUGAUUCUCGACCUCAAGGCCAAGAUCUUCGUCUCGCCGCUGUCAAGAGUCCAGACUUCUGGCUUUUGAUUGUGGCAACUUUGAGUAUCGCCUCUUCAUGGUUCUUCCUACGCAAGGUUCCCGUCGAGGCCGAAGUGCUUUCCGAUCAUGCAGUCCGGCUGCAUUUUGAUUAUACCGUUCCUGUAAACGGCAGCUUCACGCGACUUUCUCGGCGGCCAUUGAUCGAGUGGCAUUCUUUUGCAACCAUCCCCAACCCAGAAGCCAACGGCCACGCCAAGGGUUAUUCGCUGGUAGUCUCUAAUGCUGGCGAUUGGACACGCUCCUGUAUCAAAAACCCACCGAGUAAGAUUUGGGUGCGUGGUGUGCCGACUUGUGGGGUGAUGCGCAUCGCAACUCUCUUUAACCGUGUUGUGAUUAUCGCCACAGGCUCUGGGAUUGGACCGCUACUGGGACAUAUAGUCAAGCAGUCGUGUCCCACUCAGCUGAUCUGGUCUACGACAAGACCUGAAAACACAUUUGGUAAAGAGCUUGUCGGUCAGGUCCGAGAUGCUAUUCCAGACGCGAUCAUCUGGGACACCAAAGCUCAAGGUCGACCAGAUCUUGUACGAAUGGGCUACAACGUGGCUAAGAACUUCGACGCCGAAGCUGUGAUAAUCAUCGCAAACGAAAAAAUCACAAAAAAGGUCGUGUACGGCCUCGAAACACGCGGCAUGCCGGCUUUUGGUGCCAUCUGGGAUAGUUAA